GAAUAUUCAACAUGGCGGCGAAGGCAUGCUUCGAGCUGUAGCGACUUUGAGAUCAAUUUUUUUGACAGUCAUGGUAAAUCUUACAACUGUUGCUCGGGCGAGGAAACCUACUAUUAUUUAUGGAUUCAAAAGAGGCAAGGUUCCGGCGAAACUUCGUCCAAAUAUACUUCCCAAACCUCAAGUACCUGGAGAGGGAAGUUGUAUGAAUGAGAUGUACAAGCUUAUGGCAUGCUGGAAAAGCAACGGAUUUAUCGACACCCACUGCCAAGAAGAAAUCAAUUUAUUUCUCGACUGUGCUUCUAAUCAGAUGGGCACAAGAAAAUCUUCCUCUGCCUGGACCCUAGAUGAAAUAAAUGCUACACUAAAGAGACACACUCCCUAUGUGAAGAAAAGACAGAGUCAUGAGUCAGACUCCUAUAUUGUGGAAGAAAGACACUAGGAUAGAAGUGAGCUAACAAGAAGCACUCAGAUGAGACUGCAACAGUAAUCUGGGCAUUUCCAUGUUCUGUAAUUAACAAGCCUAUUUUUCAAUUAGGACUAAUUUUUGAUGAAGUGUUAUUAAUUUAUAAGCAAAACUUAAACUUAUUAAUCUCGUCAGCCACUCAAAAGUAAGCUAAACAUCACAAGGAGAUGUGAACUGGCAUGAUAGUGUAAAAAUGGCGGGGAGCAAGUCACUUUUGAUAAGGGUUUUAUUAGUGAUCAAGAGACUGAGGAGAGGGACAGACUGAUGAGACAGUAGAAGUCUUCUAGACCAUUGUUGAAAGAUCUGAUCAACUCCAUUGUGUCUGUAUCAAUCACAGAAUAUAGAAAUGCAAUCAUGCAAAAUCAUAGAGGCUAGAAUAGUUUAAACACUCUUUUGACAGUAUUACUUUACAUGAAUUUGUAGUGCUUGUAAGCUAUACAUAUGAGAGUUAUGCAAUUCUACUUUAAAAGAACCUUUCUGCGUGCACUUAAGGAGCCUGAAGAAGUUCAAAUGUUUAAUUAACGAGUUCAUAUGAUAUCUGUAAAAAUGUGCUGCUGAGUCAAAGUGAAGACAUUCAGUGACUGACAGGAUACAGUCAAACCUGUUAAAGUGGUCACCCACGAGUAAUGGCUGGGUGAACGCUAAAUAAAGGUUCCAAAGAAUAAGGAUAAUCUAAAAAAAAAAACUGCCCUUUUACGCCAUAAUUGACCCCUUAAUGUGCAAAAAUCGCUUAAGAA
Pocillopora verrucosa is the source of this 1200-nucleotide messenger RNA. RefSeq names its product small ribosomal subunit protein mS37. Gene Ontology annotation, molecular function: RNA binding. The record is from RefSeq and is a predicted model, not a curated record. NCBI's taxonomy places the organism in Eukaryota, Metazoa, Cnidaria, Anthozoa, Scleractinia, Pocilloporidae. Gene Ontology annotation, biological process: mitochondrial translation. Gene Ontology annotation, cellular component: mitochondrion; nucleoplasm; mitochondrial ribosome.